AUGGAAAACGGCUGGGCACCCCUGCCUAGAACACAUCUUUCCCAAAUCCCUGGGCCGGGGAUUCCAUCCGGCAGCAACAUGCAGGACGACUUGACCCACCGGCUGCAUCGCCUUGACUUCCCCGAAACCCUCCCAACGCAGUGGGUUUCAGAUCGAUCGAAGAUCCCGGUGGAGCCAUAA
This is a messenger RNA of Penicillium alfredii, 180 nucleotides long. RefSeq lists its product as uncharacterized. Lineage: Eukaryota; Fungi; Ascomycota; Eurotiomycetes; Eurotiales; Aspergillaceae. The record is from RefSeq and is a predicted model, not a curated record. The transcript has 2 exons. The coding region runs from base 1 to 180 and encodes 59 amino acids.